Vigna angularis (adzuki bean) is the source of this 1043-nucleotide messenger RNA. RefSeq lists its product as uncharacterized. NCBI's taxonomy places the organism in Eukaryota, Viridiplantae, Streptophyta, Magnoliopsida, Fabales, Fabaceae. The record is from RefSeq and is a predicted model, not a curated record. The coding region runs from base 229 to 870 and encodes 213 amino acids. The transcript is spliced from 2 exons.
UUAGAUGAACAAUGUACUACAACAAGUUGCAGUCUAAGUCACUUUUCAAUGAAGUGAUUCACACAUCCACCAAACUGAUUUUGCAACUUCCCACCAUACCCUUAUUUUUCUUAGCCUUAUGAACAAGUUUUGCAGCUAUAAAUGUAUUCCUUUUCUGGCUUCAAAAGCAGCAUUCACUUGAGCCAGGUUCGUUGCAGAAAAAGGAGUGUGUUUUUGGAGUAGUAUUUUAUGAUUGGUAUAUCAGCUACAAUGGAGGAUAAAAGCGAGUUGAAAGAAGAGAAGAAAUGGUGGAAAACAUGGAUAGAAAAAAUGGGGAAUUGGCUGGGAAUUAACGUGAACAAGGAUGAAUGGCUGAAGGACAUGAGAGGGAAUCUGAGUUUGGCUGCAACCAUAAUCACAACAAUGACCUUUCAAACUGCUAUAAAUCCACCAGGUGGUGUUAGACCAGCGAAAGAGACUGGACAUGUCAAAUGUAGAGGAUCUGAAGAUGGUAAUCUAUGCCCUGGUGAAGCAGUUCUAGCUGCACUUUACCCAACUGUGUAUUACAGAUUCCUUCUGUCCAACACUGUAUGCUUCGUUUCAUCCUUAGCUGUGUGCCUUUUGCUUGUGAGUGGCUUCCCUCUGAAUCACAGAUUUUUCACGUGGCUUCUGUCAAUAGGCACCUGCAUCACCAUGACCAGCCUCGCUAUGACCUACAAGCUUGCUGCAGAUAUGGUCACACCUGCUCCCGUCUGGGAAGCCAACGAUACUACCGUCUUUGAUAAAGUCAUUUUCAUUUGGCUUUCACUCCUAGGACUAGUCACACUUGUCCUUUUUCUGCGCUUCUUUGUUUGGAUUUUCACUAAAUUCAUUGACAAACGUAAACCAUGAACUUCUGCUCAUGCACUCUCCUCUACUGUACGUUGCAUGCAUAUCUUAUUGUUAUGCAAUAUCCCUUUGUAAUUCAGUAGUUUGCGUUUGAAUCUUUGAACUAUGUAUCAAUGUUUCUCUAUAAUCAUCUUUUUGUUAGUGUUUAUGCUAUAAUAAUCUUGAUGUUUUCUGUC